AUGGAAUUAUCAUGCUCUGAAGAAGUCUGCACUUCUCACCAGUUUUUAGACAUGCUAUCAGAUGUGAUUCAAAGGUUGCUUAAGCCAGCAUAUAAUUACAGGCGGCCCCCUUUACAUUUAUACGCGUACGCUAGUAGUUCGGAAGCGUACGCGUACGCUAGUAGUUCGGAAGCGGCCGCGUUAUUAUCCGACGGUCAAGCAUACACAUCAUCAGAGAUCACUGCACAGAAUGAGAAUCUGAGUAUGAAAUAUAUCAAGCUGAGAGAUCUACUGAAGCUAUCAAGCUUCAAUGAUGACUGA
Blastomyces dermatitidis ER-3 is the source of this 300-nucleotide messenger RNA. RefSeq lists its product as uncharacterized. The transcript has 3 exons. The record is from RefSeq and is a predicted model, not a curated record. The coding region runs from base 1 to 300 and encodes 99 amino acids. Lineage: Eukaryota; Fungi; Ascomycota; Eurotiomycetes; Onygenales; Ajellomycetaceae.